UAUUAACUACACACUUCGCUUAUAAACUAAGUGUAUACAAAAAACACAGUUUCCAUUUUCCACAAAACACACACAGCCAAGGACUCGUAUAAUCAUUCAUCAAUCAAACAAUAGGAUAAAGAUAAAGUGGCCUUUGAUAACCUCAAGAGCCAUAUCUAAUUCCCACCAUAGAUAUGCCAAUCAUAACCCUCUAAGAUCCAAACACAUGUCCAUGUUUCACAGUUAAAUGCUUAUCUGGCACAAGAUAAUCAACUCGAUCUACUUCAACUACAUUCAUGUGGACUCACGUGUCAAUUUCCAAGCUUUAAUACUCCAGAACCUCUUAAAAAGUGCAUUACCUUUUGGUUCAUUUCAUAACUUGCUAUCUUCAUCAUAAUCUAGAUCUUACUAUAUAAUCUUACUUUUGAUCUGUUCAUAUUUCUAAAUUCUCAAGGUUUAUACAGUUGGAGUAAGAGCACAAGAGGGCUAAGUCAGAAGCUAAAAUCUGAAAACAGCAUGGAAGCAGCAGAAGAAGUGCCAUCAAAUGGCAGUAGCUCUAAUAUACUGGAUGACUCAACUUUCGUACACUCGAGUGAGCGAGCUACUCUACAGAGUUUGGAAGCAGAAGCAGUUGGAAACGGAGAACCAGAUGUCGAAAGCAAUUCCCUACACCAACCUCUCUUAAAGCGAAACAGAACUCUCUCUGCUAGCCACUUGGCUAUGGUGGGAGCUAAGGUUUCAUACAUCGAGAGCCUUGAUUAUGAAAUCAAUGAAAAUGAUCUAUUCAAACAGGAUUGGAGAAGUCGAUCAAAAACCCAAAGAUUACAAUAUGUCUUUUUGAAAUGGAAACUUGCAUUUAUGAUUGGUUUAUUAACUGGUCUUAUUGCCACUGUCAUUAAUCUUGCGGUAGAGAAUAUUGCUGGAUACAAGUUACUUCUUGUAUCAGGCUAUGUUCAGCAGGAGAGGUAUAUGAUGGGGUUGAUUACCUUGACAGGGGCCAAUUUCCUAUUGACUUUGGUUGCUACAGUUUUAGUUGUUUUCUUUGCUCCUACAGCUGCUGGGCCUGGUAUACCUGAAAUAAAGGCUUAUCUAAAUGGAAUUGAUACCCCAAACAUGUACGGAGCACCAACGUUGUUUGUCAAAAUUAUUGGGAGCAUUGGGGCAGUCUCUGCUGGCUUAGACCUUGGUAAAGAAGGACCUUUAGUGCAUAUUGGAUCGUGCAUUGCAUCCUUACUUGGCCAGGGAGGAACAGAGAAGUAUCGUGUCAAAUGGAAAUGGUAUCGUAUCAUGAACAACGACAGGGAUCGGAGAGACCUAAUUACAUGUGGUGCUUCAUCAGGAGUUUGUGCAGCUUUUAGGUCUCCAGUAGGAGGAGUUCUCUUUGCUUUGGAAGAAGUGGCAACAUGGUGGAGGAGUGCUCUCCUUUGGAGAACUUUCUUUAGCACAGCAGUUGUGGUUGUAGUGCUUAGAGCUUUCAUUGAGUACUGCAGUUCUGGGCAAUGUGGGUUGUUUGGCGACGGAGGACUGAUCAUGUUUGAUGUGAGCAAUGUUACUGUACGUUAUCGCUUAAUGGAUAUCAUUCCUGUCGCCCUCAUAGGACUUAUUGGUGGUGUUCUCGGAAGUCUAUACAACUAUGUCCUGCACAAAGUUCUCAGACUCUACAGUCUCAUCAAUGAGAGGGGAAAGCUAGCUAAGAUCCUUUUAAGUCUUUCAGUCUCUAUUUUCACCUCUGUAUGCAUGUAUGGCUUACCGUUCUUCGUGAGUUGCACAAAAUGUGAUCCAUCGCUACCAAGCUCUCACUGCUCCACAACUGGAAGAACAGGGAACUAUAAGAGAUUCAACUGCCCAGAAGGCUAUUACAACGACCUUGGCAGCUUACUCUUUUCCACUAAUGAUGAUGCUGUUCGGAACAUCUUCUCUACUAAUACCGCAGGAGAGUUUCACCCAGCCUCUCUAAUAAUAUAUUUUGUACUAUACUGCAUCUUGGGGCUCUUUACCUUCGGCAUUGCUGUACCCUCUGGAUUGUUCCUACCUAUCAUUCUCAUGGGUUCGGCAUACGGGCGUUUGCUUGGCAUUGCUAUGGGAAGCUACACUAGCAUUGAUAUGGGGCUUUAUGCCGUCCUUGGUGCUGCAUCGCUCAUGGCUGGUUCGAUGAGGAUGACUGUGUCACUUUGUGUAAUUUUCCUCGAACUCACCAACAAUCUAUUAUUACUCCCCGUAACAAUGCUUGUGCUUCUUAUUGCCAAAACCGUAGGGGAUUGCUUCAACCCAAGCAUCUACGACAUUAUACUAGAGCUCAAAGGGUUACCUUUCUUAGAUGCAAACCCUGAACCAUGGAUGAGAAAUAUCACUGUCGGAGAGCUUGCUGAUGUGAAGCCUCCACUAGUUAGUCUUCGAGGAGUCGAGAAGGUAUCUCACAUUGUAGAUGUUUUAAAAAACACUACACACCAUGGUUUCCCCGUCAUAGAUGAUGAUGUUACAAUCCCGACAAGUGAUGGAACUAAGGCGAGGGAGCUGCAUGGACUAAUUCUAAGAACUCACCUCGUUGCUGUGUUGAAGAAGAAGUGGUUCCUGGAGCAGCCUAGAAGAACAGAGGAAUGCGAAGUAAGAGGAAAGUUUAGUUGGGUUGAAUUGGCGGAAAGAGACAUCAACUUUGAACAAGUUGCCAUAUCAAAGAGUGAAAUGGAGAUGUAUGUUGAUCUUCACCCUUUCACAAACAAAACUCCUUAUACAGUGGUGGAGGACAUGUCCGUAGCAAAGGCGAUGGUGUUGUUUAGGCAGGUUGCACUUCGUCAUUUGCUCAUUGUGCCCAAGUACCAAGGAGCAGGGAUAUAUCCUGUAAUUGGAAUAUUAACAAGACAAGAUUUAAGAGCUCACAACAUUAAGACUGUUUUCCCUCAUAUAGCGAGACCAAAAGGGCGAGAAAAGCAAAAGUGAGUUUUUCCAAAUGAUCAGAUUAGAGAGUUUGUCUUCUCAGAUCCAUAAAUUUGGUGUGCAUUCUUUACACACAUUUUUUAUAUUGCAUUCUUUUUCAGAUUCAUAUAAUGUUAGUAAUAUUUUGCAUUCUUUUUUCAUAUGAUUUGUGCCGAGGUUGUAUAGAAAGUACAUUUUAAGGAAAACCGAUAAGAUAAGUUUGUGUAGGCUCGUCCAAAUUUUACAUUUUGUGUACCUACAAAAGAUUGGUAUUGUAUACUUGAGUACAACAAAAUCAGUAGCAUGCAUUAUGCAGCAGCACAUCUCCUCUUGAUUUGUGUAUCUUGUAUUGAACUUUUCUACUCUUGUAAUGUAAAAACUUCGCAUUUGCGACAUAUUUUCUUUUGAAUUAUCAUUAUCAAUUUUGUAA
Molecule: messenger RNA, 3322 nt
Organism: Amaranthus tricolor (Joseph's coat)
Lineage: Eukaryota; Viridiplantae; Streptophyta; Magnoliopsida; Caryophyllales; Amaranthaceae
Product: chloride channel protein CLC-b-like
Exons: 7
Coding region: 496-2916 (806 amino acids)
Biological process (GO): transmembrane transport; chloride transport
Cellular component (GO): intracellular membrane-bounded organelle; plant-type vacuole membrane
Molecular function (GO): voltage-gated chloride channel activity; nitrate:proton symporter activity
Source: RefSeq, a predicted model, not a curated record